Molecule: messenger RNA, 489 nt
Organism: Rotaria sordida
Lineage: Eukaryota; Metazoa; Rotifera; Eurotatoria; Philodinida; Philodinidae
Source: the annotation of a GenBank genome assembly
AUGGAUAUGAUUUACAAAGAUAUAUUAUUUCUUAUAUUGCCUCAUUUACGUCAGUUUCAUUUUCAUAUUCGUUCAAUAGUAGCAUAUACUUCUCAUAUAGAUAUCGAUACAAUUCGUCAAAGUUUUGUUCAUCAACAACAAUCUGUUGAUUGUGUACUUGAUUAUUUCAAUAAUAGAUGUGGUCAAUAUCAAAUUUUUUCACUUCCAUUUAUUGGUACUCGUCUUGAUUUUAUCUCAAAUCGAUUUCGACUUGUCGAUGAAAAUAAAAAUACUUUUUCAAAUGUUACAACAAUAUUACUUUUUGAUGAUGUCAAGCCUUUGGAAUAUAAUUUUUUUAGACUCGUUGCUCGAGCUUUACCUUAUCUUAAACCACUUGAAGUAUUUAAUCGACUUGAACAACAAGAGAAAACAAUGAUAAUCACAAAUUUAAUUCAAUUUCCUCAUUUAGCUACACUUAUCUGGGAUGAUAUACAUAUGAAUUUAUGCUAA